GCCUUUUGCAGCCCCCGAGUCCCUGGAGCUGUAGGCUUUGUAGGUCCCUGAACCCUAAUCCUAAUGGCCCCUUCGGGUUGAGGUCCUCAGCAACAUCACUUGAUACGGAGGUCCCCAGCUGCAGCCCACCUGUACUAUUAGAGACCUCUGCUGUUACUCUGAGAGCUAUGAGGCCUGUGUAUAUCUCCAGGGACACUGGGACUGCAAAAGGCAUGCCGGGGCGAGCACGGCACUGCAACAAUUGCUCCCUUCUCAUCUUUCCCAUCUGGGGCUACCACGCUGCUGGGGAACUCCAGUCUAAACCCAUCGUCUUUUGGAUUGAAACCAUUCCCCCUUGUCCUAUCACUACAGGUCUUGCUAAAGAGCCUCUGUCUUUGUUAUAAACCCCCUUUGUAUGUAAAGGCAAGAAAUUGAAAGGACCAUUAAUGUUUCUGCUGAGAUGAUGUUACUUCAAGAGAUCAUACUAUAUUCCCAGUAAUUACUUGUUCUGUUUGUGCUCUAUGAAACAAAUCAUAGACAACUUUGCUGUAUUUAAAGGUAAAAAUUAAACCUAAUUUCUUGCUGUCCAAAGUUUGUUUAUCAUACUCUGGGCAAGCCAGGUUUUACUUAGUAAAGUCUGCUAUUCUUUUGAUCAGUCCUCUUGGCAGUUAAGUGAUUAAUAACCUACAUUUGUUAUCUGUGUUUUGUAGGUAUGUAGUGGGUUGACCUUGGCUGGAUGCCAGGUGCUCACCAAACCACUCUAUCACUUCCCUCUUCAGCAGGGUGGAGUGGGUGGGGGAAGAAAAUAUGAUGAAAAAAGCCCAACACAACCUCAUGGGUUGACAUGAAGGCAGUUUAGUAAAGCAAAAGUGAAGGUCAUAAACAAGCAGAAGAAAAAACCCAAAGAUUUUAUUCUCUUCUUCCUAUCAGCAAGUGACAUCUGGCCACUUCCUGAGAAGCAAGGCUUCAGCACACAUAGUGAUUGCUCUAGAAGGCAAACAUCAUAAAUAACGAAUGCCCCCCUUCCUUCUCCUUUCCCUUAGAUUUUUUUUUUAUCUGAGUGGACAUCAUACGAAAAGGAAUAUCCCUUUGGACCAUUUGUGUUAGCUGUCCUGGGUAUGUUGCCUGGCUAUGAUCAGGCAACAUCUUGCCUGCCUCCAGCCUGCUGGUGAGGGGGGAAUUGGAGAGCACUGAUGCUGUGGGAGCACUGCUCAGCAGUAGCCGAAACCCUGAUGAGAUACUAUCACCUUGCUAGCUACCAGUACAAAACACAGCACUGUGAGGGCUGCUGAGGGGAAAAUGAGCUCCCUCUCAACCAGACUCAAUAUAAAGUGUCAGCUCUUGCUUGUAAUGUUUGUGUCUUUAUUGAACAGGUUCUCCACUUGUGUGUAGAACAACAGCCUCACAAUGUGCGGGAUCUGGGCCCUUUUUGGGAGCGACGAAUGCCUUUCUGUCCAGUGUCUCAGUGCCAUGAAGAUAGCACACAGAGGUCCUGAUGCAUUUCGUUUUGAGAACGUCAAUGGUUUCACCAACUGUUGUUUUGGUUUCCACCGCCUUGCAGUUGUUGAUCAGUUAUAUGGUAUGCAGCCUAUCCGGGUGAAGAAAUUCCCAUAUCUGUGGCUGUGUUACAAUGGAGAAAUCUACAAUUUCAAACAACUGCAGAAGCAGUUUGGAUUUGAAUAUCAAACAUUAGUGGAUGGUGAGGUUAUCCUUCAUCUUUACAACAGAGGAGGAAUAGAACAAACAGCAUCCAUGCUAGAUGGUGUAUUUGCUUUUAUCCUUCUGGACACUGCAAACAGAAAAGUGUUUCUGGCGAGAGAUACCUAUGGAGUCAGACCACUGUUUAAGGUGCUGACUGAUGAUGGAUUUUUGGGUGUCUGUUCUGAGGCAAAAGGACUUAUCAACUUAAAGCAUUCAACAUCCUUAUGUUCUAAAGUGGAACCGUUUCUCCCGGGUCAUUAUGAAGUAUUGGAUUUAAAGCCCUCUGGCAAGGUUGCGUCAGUGGAAUUAGUAAAAUUUCAUAGCUGUAAAGAUGAACCGCUCCAUGUUGCAUGUGAUACAGUGGAAGCUCUGCCUCCAGGCUUUGACCUUGAAACGGUGAAAAGCAACAUCCGUAUUCUAUUUGAAAAUGCUGUUAGAAAACGUUUGAUGGCUCACAGAAGAAUCGGUUGUCUUCUGUCAGGGGGCUUAGAUUCCAGCUUGGUUGCAGCUGUUCUUCUGAAACUGAUGAAAGAAAUCAACAUCAGUUAUCCAUUACAAACCUUUGCAAUUGGAAUGGAAAACAGUCCUGAUUUACUGGCUGCCAAAAAGGUGGCAGCACAUAUAGGCAGUGAACAUCAUGAAGUAAUACUUAAUACUGAAGAGGGAAUUCAGGCAAUAGAAGAGGUCAUCUUCUCAUUGGAAACCUAUGAUAUAACAACAAUAAGAGCUUCAAUUGGUAUGUAUCUUGUCUCCAAAUAUAUUCGGAAGAAAACAGACAGUGUGGUAAUUUUUUCAGGAGAAGGAUCAGAUGAGCUGACACAAGGAUAUAUAUAUUUCCAUAAGGCACCAUCUCCUGAGGAAGCUGCAGAGGAGAGCGAGAGGCUUCUGAAGGAGCUCUACCUGUUUGAUGUACUUCGUGCAGAUAGAACUACUGCAGCACACGGCCUUGAACUGAGAGUCCCAUUUUUGGAUCAUCGGUUUACUUCUUAUUAUUUAUCUCUACCAGCAGAAUUGCGAAUUCCAAAGAAUGGAAUUGAAAAAUACCUUCUAAGAUUAUCCUUUGAAGAUUCCAAUUUACUUCCCAAAGAAAUACUCUGGAGACCCAAAGAAGCUUUCAGUGAUGGUAUAGCAUCAGUGAAGAAAUCCUGGUUUUCUAUUCUUCAGGACUAUAUUGAUCAACAGGUUGAUGACCUUUUGCUGGAAAAGGCAGCGGAGAAAUAUCCUUUCAAUCCUCCUAAAACAAAAGAAAGUUACUACUACCGCCAGAUCUUUGAAAAGCACUACCCAGGGCGAAGCAGUUGGCUGCCCCACUACUGGAUGCCAAGAUGGGUUAAAGCUACUGAUCCUUCUGCACGCACAUUGAAACAUUACAAGUCGGCCACCCAAGAAUAGGCUGUUGAAGUAAUCCCCCAAAUGAAAGUGCUGCAAGCAUUUUGUGUGCACUGUUUUAAGAAAACCAAACAAAUUAUGCAAACCUAAAGCUUAAAUCCUCUUUAAGAUGUAUUUUGACAAUGCUAUUGGAAAUGAGAGCUUUCUGUAGUUAGUGUACUAUUAAAGAUUUACCCUGCUGUACCAAAACUUUGUAAUUCAUGGGAAAAUACUUUAUGGACAGAAAACUACAUUAUUUGACAACUCUGUUCCUUAUGUGACCUCCAUUGUAUUCAGUUGCCGGGCAGUUAUUUAAUAUAUUUUAAUGUGAGCUCUUGUUACAAGGACUUGAAUCAGGCUGAGGGAUGCAAACUGCUGAAGGCCGUCUGAGCAGAGGGGAAUUUGGCCGUAGCUGUUUAGUGACUUGUGUUCCUGGCUGUGGGACUUGGAUAGUCUCUAUAUUAUUCUCUUCUGAAUGUCUUUCUACGCACUCCUGAGAACCGCGAUGUAGUUUCCAAAAAGUAUUUAGAUAUUCAUAGCUAUGCAGAGAUGCUUACUAGAGAUUAUAAUAGGUGUGGUGCUGGGUGUUAAUUAAUUAAAUGAAGGGGAAUCUUAUUUUCUGUGAAGCCACCGGUUGGCUGUUUUGAGUCUUAUAAAUAUAUACCAUGAGUCUAAAGAUAUUGUGACUGUUACUGAAGAGCAAAACAGACAAGGGAAGCCAAGUUAUGUCUUUGUUUCUAACUCAAGGAGUUCAAUUUUUAAAUUUAUUUAUUAUUCUUGAAAAAAAGAAAGGGUGUUAACUGGAUGAUAUGUGUCAGUCUGAUGGAAAUUGCAUGAGUAUUUUAAGAAAUUUUUCACAUACUUUGAGAGUUUUUCCACCUGUGUGAUGAAAAGGUAGACUGUGUUGCUGCUGAACUUUGUGGUGAACCAACCUUGUUAAGCAUAGAUUUUAGUCAGACAAAGCGUCACUAAUGACAACAGGAUCAGAUGCCUUGCUUGGAAGAAUGGGAAAAAAGCGUCUUCACAAACUACAAGAACUUCUAAUACUCUUGAAAAGCGCCUGCACUUUUCUCCAGGACAACUUUUUAAUAACUGCUUAGUCAUGGAGGCUGCUUUUUAAAGGUAACUUAAAGGUGGUGAAGAGAUAGGUAUGCGUGCUACAGAUUGACUUGUUUAGCUUCGUGCUCUUUGUAAAGACAAGUCUGCUUCAUUGUCCCUCUUGACUAGGAAACCAAAGCCAUUUUUUAUUUAAAAGAUAAAAUAUAUGCUGUUCUGAUUUAAAAUCUUCA
Messenger RNA from Neopelma chrysocephalum (saffron-crested tyrant-manakin), 4337 nucleotides. RefSeq names its product asparagine synthetase (glutamine-hydrolyzing) (gene ASNS). Gene Ontology annotation, cellular component: cytosol. The record is from RefSeq and is a predicted model, not a curated record. NCBI's taxonomy places the organism in Eukaryota, Metazoa, Chordata, Aves, Passeriformes, Pipridae. The coding region runs from base 1387 to 3072 and encodes 561 amino acids. Gene Ontology annotation, molecular function: asparagine synthase (glutamine-hydrolyzing) activity. The transcript is spliced from 11 exons.